GGUUGAGGAAAAAAAUGCAAACUGUGGCAACCGCUACACUAGAUGGUUGGCACUGGCAUUUUUGGCAGUGACAAUUGAGGUUACAUCAGCAAUAUUUACCUUUAUGCAAUGUUAACUUCAAAUCGGGUUUAAAAGUAAAUAAUAAACAUUCCAAAUGUUUCUGCCGCUCUCCAAAUGCAUUAUUUGUCACGAGCACAUAGCCAAAGUGAAGUACAACCUGAAGUCUACACAUUCAGAGAAGUCCAAGGUUCUGAUGAUCAAGUUGGUGGAAAAAUUGUAUGAAAAUAUCGUGUUUCUUCAUUGCAAUAUAUGCACAGCCUGUUACGAGUUGCUGAAUGAACUGGACACCAUUCAAGAGCGAGAGAAGCAGUUGUAUGAGCAACUUCACAAGUACUUUUCUAAGUUGGAAAAUUCUGCAUCAAAAGUGUCUAAAAACAACAAGACUGUCACUGAGGAUGCUCCGAGACUUUGUCCCGAUUUGGAGGGAGAAAGCUCCAAUGUCUCCACCGACAACCUGCAGAUUGGGGACAUAGAUUUUAAAAAGUUGCCCAUCAAAGUUACCAGAGUAAAAUUGAAGAAUGAUCAAACGUCUCCUCAGGAACUCCCCGAAGUUGAUUUGGAGCAGCAGAUCAAGCACAACGAUAAAGCUUUUGAGCAGAUUCGCUCCCUUAUUCAAAUGGACCUUUCCAAGCAUAUAGAGGAGCACAUGACCAAGUGCAAACCAUCCAAGAAUAUUCUAUGUGAAAUAUGCGGUCAAAGCUUGAAAACCAAGAUCGGGUAUGACAACCAUUUGAAGAAACAUGAUGCUGUUGGCGACGACCUUAAGCUGCUGGCUUUGAAUAAAAUAGACGAAAACUGCUUUUGUGAAGUGUGCGGCAAAAAUUUCAAUCAGAAAAGCGCUUUAGCCCGACAUUUGUCUAUACAUACAGGCGAAAGCCGCUAUCAGUGCGAAGAGUGCGGCAAGAAAUUCUUGCAUCACAGCUCUUUCAACAUCCAUCGAAAAAUCCAUGCUGGGCAGCGGAAUUUCCGCUGUGAAUUUUGCAAUCAUGGAUUCUUGACUAAUUCACAUUUGAAACGACACGUGCGAGCUUGCCAUCAAAAACUGCGAAAUCAUCCAUGCCCGUUUUGUCGCCACAAAUUCACGGAGAACUACAAUCUGUUGGCGCACAUAAAGGUGGUGCAUAAGCAGGCUGAUGAACCAGCCAAAGAAGAUGCAAACAUCAUUUACCAUUUUAAGGAUGAUGGUUUUAUUGAGGAACAAGAGGCGGUUAUUCACUUGCAGGAGACUUCUGAUGGAUUUUGUACAAUCACGGAGAGUUGCUAACGUAGCUGUAAUGCCUGGAUCGUUGCGACUCAUUCUGCUUUAGCAGUGGUAAAAGUCAGUAUACUGUUUAAUAGGCUUAUAGGUUUUCGGUCCCAAAAACUGAUAAAUUUGAGCUCAGGUCGUAAUCUACGGCGCUGAGGCCUGUUAGCCAAACUCGAGUAGGGAACAGAUAUAGAUAUUUGCUAGAAACACGAACAAAUUUGGAAUUUUCAGCGUGAAAUGGACUUAAAAUCAGAAAGGUUCGACCAUUUUCGAGAUUUUUUUGAUUCUGCCUCUUUAGGUGUUCGGAAUGUUCGCAGUUCUCGCAACGGGCAAUCGAAAGGGUCCUGACGACUUCCGAUAAGUUCAGAUAGUUGCAAUAGUUUUCAAGAUAUACAUGAGAAUUUGGAAAAAUUUCGGGUCUAUUUUAUUUGGGAUGCCAUACGGGUAAAAGAAUUGAAAUGUUGAAACCAUAUCGAAAGGGGUCUAAUAUCAGGACUUUUCGGAUAUUUGGGAGCGUUUUCGAGGUAUAGGCGGUUUUAAAUACAUAUUUAGCGCUUUCCAAAUUCUUCCAAUGAUGACUGAUAUUUCCUGGGUACUCGAAUGAAAUUAAGCAGUGACCUGAGUUUAAAUUAAAUAAACCCCUAAUAUAAAAUUACAUUAAAAAUCGUUUAUUUUCUCUAGCUACCUUUGGCAUGUAUCGAAAUAUAAAAGGAUAUGGUAACAUUAAGGGCUUACAGUACUAUGUAUGCAUCACAAUUGCUAAACGAGCUACUUUUCAUGGGAUAAAUAAAGUAAAUAUAGCUAUCUAAGAAAAAGAUAAAACAAAGAUAGAUAGGCCUAAGAUAGGCGAUUGAAAUAAGACUCAAUUUCAAGCGAGUUAUACUUAAAUCUUCACUAUCUAGAUUUUUUAAAUUGUGGAUUAUCGAUAGUUUGACUGUUCAAAUAAAAUAAAAUAUGAUUUUGCA
Dendroctonus ponderosae (mountain pine beetle) is the source of this 2271-nucleotide messenger RNA. RefSeq names its product zinc finger protein 724-like. The record is from RefSeq and is a predicted model, not a curated record. Gene Ontology annotation, molecular function: RNA polymerase II cis-regulatory region sequence-specific DNA binding; DNA-binding transcription factor activity. Lineage: Eukaryota; Metazoa; Arthropoda; Insecta; Coleoptera; Curculionidae. The coding region runs from base 155 to 1324 and encodes 389 amino acids. Gene Ontology annotation, biological process: regulation of transcription by RNA polymerase II. The transcript is spliced from 3 exons.